This is a messenger RNA of Phoenix dactylifera (date palm), 1671 nucleotides long. The record is from RefSeq and is a predicted model, not a curated record. Lineage: Eukaryota; Viridiplantae; Streptophyta; Magnoliopsida; Arecales; Arecaceae.
AAAUCCCUUGAAGAUACUUUGCAAACCUUCAUGCAAGGGCAGACUCAAAUAAAUCAGAAUACAAUGCAAUCACUCCAAGAACUUAAAAAUUCUGUAGGUAGAAUUGAGGCUCAACUUAAUGUUAGGGAAAGAGGGACAUUUCCAGCCCAACCUCAAUCUAACCCAAAGGGUCAACAUGAGGUCCAUGAAGCAAGUUCAUCCCAACCUAAAUUUGAGCAAGUUAAGUCUGUCACAACCCUUCGGAGUGGAAAAAUAAUUAAUAAAGAAAUUCCAACAGAAGAUGACAAAUCUGAAAAAUCUAUUGAAAAGAAUGAUGAAGAUGAUAAUGAACAAAAUGAUCCAAUACUGCAUCAUAAGAUAGUUGCUCCAUUUUCUCAGCGCUUGCUUGCAGCUAAAAAGGGAAUACCUGACCAAGAAAUUUUGAAUAUCUUUAAACAAGUAAAGAUUAACAUUCCUCUAUUAGAUGCCAUUAAGCAGAUUCCAUCUUAUGCAAAAUUUUUAAAAGAUCUUUGUACCAUAAAGCGAAAGCUUUACGUACAAAAGAAAGCUUUUCUAACUGAACAGGUGAGUGCUAUUCUCAAACACAACACCCCACCUAAGUAUAAAGAUCCUGGUUGUCCUACCAUAUCUUGCAUCAUUGGAAACUUUAGGAUACAACGAGCCCUUCUUGAUUUAGGUGCAAGUGUUAACUUACUGCCGUAUUCAGUUUAUGAACAGUUAGGACUUGGUGAAUUAAAACCCACCAAGGUUACUCUCCAACUUGCCAAUCGAUCUAUAAAGAUACCAAGAGGAAUAGUCGAGGAUGUACUUGUCCAAAUUGAUAAAUUCUAUUUUUUAGUCGACUUCAUAGUAUUAGAUACCCAGCCUGUCAUGAACUGUACCACUCCAAUACCUGUCAUUUUAGGCCGCCCAUUUCUAGCUACUUCCAAUGCUUUGAUCAACUGUCGAAAUGGAAUAAUGAAAAUGUCAUUCGGAAAUAUGACUAUAGAUUUUAAUAUAUUUAACAUUUGCAAACAACCCGAUAAUGAUAACGAAAAUGAUGAAAUUCAUGGAGUUAAUCUGAUCGACUCCAUUGUAGAAGAUGCUCUUGUCCCAUCUCUUUCUUCUGAUCCUUUAGAAACAUGCCUAACUUAUUUCGGAAAUACAGAUAUCAACCAAAACUUUAGAGAAAUCAGUGCUAUAUUAGACUCAGCUCCUUUGUUGGAUACAGAUAGGUGGAAAUCUCGUUUUGAAGAAUUGCCCACACGUAACAAUAGUCCUCUACCAUCUAGUGUUCAAGCACCUAAACUUGAGCUAAAGCCUUUGCCAUCUGAGCUCAAGUAUGCAUACCUUGGUCAAGAAGAGACUUUUCCUGUGAUCAUAUCAUCCCAACUCGAACAAAGUCAAGAAGGUGAACUACCAAGUCAAUGGAAUAAACAAGACAAAAGAAAAUUUUUGACUGAAAUAAAAUUUUUUUUCUGGGAUGAUCCUUAUCUUUUCAAAUACUGCCCAGAUCAAAUUAUUAGGAGAUGUGUACCUAAUGACGAGGCUUAUCGUACUGCUUUUAAAAGUCCGAUUGGUAUGUCUCCGUACCGUCUUAUUUUUGGCAAACCUUGUCACUUGCCUGUGGAAUUGGAGCAUAGAGCCUACUGGGCUAUUAAGAGAUUUAAUUUUGAUAUGGAUAAGGCUAGU